AUGAAUCUUCAGCCAAGUCCUGGAGACAUUAAAACAGAAUCCUAUAAAUUGUUGGUUUUUAUUUACUUUUGUUACCUCCUAGACAAAGCAGAAUCACAACCCAAACCCACACCUAAAGGCGACUGGCGGCAAGUAGUAACCUUUGGAAUCACAGCGGUAAAUAUACAAGGGUUCGAAAUGGCAGCUGAAAAAUUAGAGGUGUGCCCCAAAGAGGAUCUUGUAGAGGAAUUGAUGGAGUAUUUAGUUUGUCCGAGUGUGCAUAUCAAAGAUAAUGAUCAGCAAGUUGUUGCCAUACAGAUGUACGCGGUUGUGUUGCUUUACAACUAUUACCACCGGAAACUACAUCCAAAAAUAGAACUUUUGGAUUUUGUUGCAUUUUGUGAGUUGUCUGUGUUUUUGAGACCGUCAAUGAAAGCUUUCAUGAAAUCCACUAUUCAAGCUGAAUCUACGGAGAUGAACAACACUGAGGAUGAGCUUUCAAUCACAGAGAAAGAAAUCAAGAGUGCAUGCAAUAUCUCAAUGGCUCUAGAUGCGUCAAAAGAUGUUCCAAACAUAGAAGGGUGGCCUGUUUCAAAGGUUUCGGUGUUAUUAGUCGAUGCAAAGAAAGAAAAUUGUUUACUCAAAUUUGGUAAUGUCACUAAGGGAGUUUGGUCACUUAUUGAAAUAGACCUUGAUGAAUCUAAAAUCAAUUCCAAAAUUUCUGCGAAGGAAAAGAUUGGUAAAAAGAGGAAAAGAAAAACUAGAAGAUCAGCUGACCCAAAAAAUGCUGUUGAAGAUGGGUUUCAGCGGCUUGCAUUUGAUACAGUUAAGGAAGAGACAGGUAUUAACCGCUCAGAUCUAGUGAUUUUGGAAACACAUAUCGUGUAUUCAUUAAAUAAAGAAAAUACAGCAACUCAAGUUUAUAUUAUGCAAUGGAUCCAAUGGAAGCAAUCGAUCUGCGAAUACAAAGAAUUUCUUGUUGAAUAUGUUUUGAAGAGUUUGCAGGGUCCAUUAGUAGAAAAGAUUACUGGUUUCUGGACAAUUAGACCAGUCGUUGAGUAUUAUCGCAUGCUUCCCUAUGUAGGGAUCAUGUCAAGCUGGUUUUUAAGAUGGAUUUGGUUGGUGGUUAUUAUGAUGCUGGUGAUAAUGUUAAAUUUGGUCUUCCAAUGGCUUUUACCAUUACAAUGCUUUCAUGGAGUGUUGUUGAGUACCGGGAUCGGAUUGUGGAUGCAGGGGAAUAUCGCCAUGCCCUUGAAGCUAUCAAAUGGGGAACUGAUUAUUUCAUUAAAGCAAAUGGUGGAUGCCCCCGUCACCGCUACGCAUGCAGAUUUACUCAGAAAAGCAGCUGAACUUUCACUGGAGAAUGAGAAUUUGAAGAAGAGAGCAGAGAUUUGA
Fraxinus pennsylvanica is the source of this 1374-nucleotide messenger RNA. Lineage: Eukaryota; Viridiplantae; Streptophyta; Magnoliopsida; Lamiales; Oleaceae. The record is from the annotation of a GenBank genome assembly.